AUGUCGAAGCCGGACGUAUCAGGUGGACGGCAGGCUCCGGCAUUUUCUGUGAAUGCCCGAGAGCUGGCGGACGUGAUGGGAUCGCUAGCCGUGGCGACGGACGUGCGACUGCCGGUGUUCACCGGGAAAGCCGGUGAGAACGUUGCGCAGUGGGUUCGUAGGUUCCGGACGGUUGCGCAGGCGUUGGAGUGGGACGAUGUGAAGCAACUGACGCAAGUCCCUGUGUACUUGACUGGCCACGCGGGUCAGUGGUACAACAACGUGUCGGAGGACGGGAUGAAGCCCUACACGACGUGGAAGGCCUUCAAGGACGCCCUCCUGGCACGCUUCCUCACGGAAGAUUGGAAGUUGCAGUUGAAGCUGAAGAUCAGUCAACGUAAGUUACAAAAGAACGAAUCCGUUGAAGACUAUUAUAACGACAUGGUUGACCUAUGUUACGAAUACGACACCAAAAUGGACGAUUUGGAUGUCCUGCUGAAGCUGCGGAACGGACUUUACCCGGAGAUCGACAAGAUGCUCGUCACCUCCGCAGCCAAGACGCCUCAGGGAUUCUUCGCGGACCUGCAGAAGGCGGCGCAGUCCUUGCGGCGAGAGGAGCAAGCCAACCAGCGACAGCAGGCGGCGGAUCAGCGUGCCAACAACCAUUUCCGUCGAAGUGGCGGUAAGCCAGAAUUUCAUACUAAGUUAACCGCUGCUGAUUCCAACCACAGCGACGCAUCAAAACCGGCACGCACCGGAAACGCAUUGACCACACCACGUAAAGAUAAGUCCUGCUGGAACUGCGGAUCAACGGAUCACUUGCUUCGGGAUUGUCCGAAGCGGGCAAAGGAUGCCAAGGGAGCUGCGCCGAGGGCGGGACUCCGGAUGAUGCGCGGAAGCGCAUUGGACCGUAGGCACGGACGACCAGACACUGGAAGCGGCAGCCACGCUGGCCGCUAUGUCCGGGGCGGAUGCCGGCUGUGCGGCGUAUGGGCAACGGUGCGGGUAUGUGUACCGUAUGAUAGACGGAUACCCGGUUGCGUUGUCAGCAGGUACGUGUCCUGGCUGUAUUGA
Paramacrobiotus metropolitanus is the source of this 1053-nucleotide messenger RNA. RefSeq lists its product as uncharacterized. Gene Ontology annotation, molecular function: zinc ion binding; nucleic acid binding. The record is from RefSeq and is a predicted model, not a curated record. NCBI's taxonomy places the organism in Eukaryota, Metazoa, Tardigrada, Eutardigrada, Parachela, Macrobiotidae. The transcript has a single exon. The coding region runs from base 1 to 1053 and encodes 350 amino acids.